Messenger RNA from Schizophyllum commune H4-8, 3353 nucleotides. Its product is annotated as Pkinase-domain-containing protein. Gene Ontology annotation, molecular function: ATP binding; protein serine/threonine kinase activity. The record is from RefSeq and is a predicted model, not a curated record. The coding region runs from base 175 to 2934 and encodes 919 amino acids. Lineage: Eukaryota; Fungi; Basidiomycota; Agaricomycetes; Agaricales; Schizophyllaceae. Gene Ontology annotation, biological process: intracellular signal transduction; protein phosphorylation. The transcript is spliced from 5 exons.
GUUGAAGGUGAAGACCUCUUCUAUUUCUUGGAGGGCGGCAGGGACUCCUGUGACGACCCGCACACACCGGACCCUAUGCAAUCUCCUUCACGAACACCCCCUACCCCAUCUCUUCUAGCUGCAAGUUCUCCGUCUCUGCUUCUAUCACGUUCUCGACUUCGGCUCGUCGCAAGUAUGUUUCGACAGAUGUGCGACGCCGUCGAAGCCUGUCAUGCCCAAAGUGUGUUCCAUCGCGACAUAAAGCCAGAGAACUUUAUCGUCACGGAGUCCACUUCCACUCCCUCCGCCACGAAUGAUUUCAAUCCACACACCCCCCUCCGCCCAUCCGCUUCCCGGCGUCCGUCGCUUACCAUGGCCGCGUCGUCCUCUCAUGCAUUGUCCCGCCCAUCCUCGUCUACCCCCACUCGCCGUGUCGUCGUCAAGCUUACGGACUUCGGCCUCUCUACCCGCGACCAAGAGUCCUCCGACAUGGACUGCGGGAGUGCGCCGUACAUGUCCUACGAAUGUCGCAAUAACGUGGCUCCGACUUACAAGCCCAAGGCCGCGGACGUCUGGAGCCUGGGUAUUGUUCUCAUCAAUAUGUUAUACCACCAUAAUCCCUGGACCGAUACCAUAUUGCCUUCAAAGUCUGACCCAUACACGGCCGGCGCCUGCUCAUCUUUCCUCCAAUAUCUGCAGAAUCCUGUUCAGUUCUUCCUCACCCGCUUCGCGGGCAUGACGCUUCCUGCUGCGCGCUUCCUGUCCGAGCGCGUAUUCUGCGUGCCAGACACCGAUCGCUGCUCGGCGAAGGAGUUCGGCGAGUGGGUCAGCGGCACCGGCGCUUACGCUGUUCAUCCUCCGUCUGCCUCAUAUCGCCCAUCCUCGUCGGCUUCUACCGCGACUGCCACCGAAGACCGGUACGGACGUGGCGGGCUAGGUGUCGUCUUCGGCGUUGAGGUGCGCCAGCGCGCGCCCUCAAUCUCGCUUGCGCACCGUGUAAGCGUCGGCAGCAUCCCGCCCUCGCGUCGCCCAAGCUCCCGCGCAAGCUUCGCGCCUAGCAUUAACGUCGGUCACAUCUCUGCCGAGCCCGAGUCCGACCAGAUCCAGGACUUCUCGUCGGAGGUACGCAUGUCGAAGGCGCCUCUUCAACGUCAGGCAAGCGACACCGCCGACUCGGUCUCGGGCAGCGCGUUCUUUACCUCGCGCUCGACGUCGACGAACAAGCGCCGCAAGCGCGGUGCUCGGCGUAACAAGGGCAACAACGGCAACCAGACGCCCACUUCGGUCGCCAGCGGGGCCGAGCCGGGUGCCAUGGUCGACGUCCUCGCUGAGGCCAGCCAGAAGCUCGCGCGCGAGAUCAGCCGCGUCAGCCACCCGAAGUCGGACGUCAUCGAGGAAGUACCGCGCACGGCUACGGCACCGCCCCGUGUCCCUAGCGUCGGCCAGCCGUCCACGUCGAGCGUGCGUAGCAGCAACAGCAGGCAGAGCGCCGCCAGCGGCCAGAGCGGGUCGAGUGCGAGCACCACGACGCGGCGCAAUCGGCGCGUCCCUUACGAGCCGCCCUCGAUGUGGGGCGUCCCCGAGGCGCUCUGCACCAACAACGCGGCGCCGACGAGCCGGCCCGCGUCAGGCAAGGUGGCGACGACGCGCAGGAUCACGCAGAAUGCGUCAACCAGCACGUCAUCGCUGCAAGGCAAGAAGUCGUCCAAGUGGAAGCUUUCUUUCGGGAAGAGCCAGCUCCCUCCGGUGGCAGACGAUGCGGCGUCCACAAUGUCGAUGGACUUUGCGAACGCGGACAACAUGAGCAUCACCAGCUUCGCCAUGGGCUCUGGUCCUAUGGGCAAGUUUGCGUCUCCUCCUGGUCGCCGCGAGCUCUCGCCGCCUCGCGCGCAGGCGCCUCGUCCUCCUCGGGAGCCGUCGCCCACACCGCCGGCUCGUACGGAGCCUCGUCCUCAUAUGACGGUGGCAGCGGCGAACGUCACGGAUCUCAUUAUGGGCCUCAACGCACCGGUCAGUCCCGCGACACCCUCUACGGCACAGAGCAGCUCUUUCUCGCUCGACGCGAACCCUGUGCGCGGGCGCAACACGUUGGAGGGCAACUCGCCACACUCCCGGCCUCGGAACUUCGGCAGUCCUUCGCCCAGCCGUAGCGUGGCGUCGUCUGUCUAUUCUGCUGACUACGUCGCGCCGGCGUCACAGCUGCGCCAGACCAAAGGUACUACUCCCACUUUCGCGAAGACUCCCUCUCCUCAUCGCGGCGGCGGCGUAGAUCCUCAUUGGGCAAGUCUCAGCGGCGCCAGUCUCGACAUUCCGACCUCAUCCAACCAAGCGACGCCUACCGCGAAGCCGACCAAGAUGAGCAGCGGCCGUGGAGGAAGCGGCAACUGGCGCAACUCGAUGAGCAGCACGGCGACUGGCUCGACGAGCGCGACGACGAGCACGACCGCGUUUACCCGAUACAGCAAUGGGAGCCGCGCGAGUGUCUCGACGACCGCGACGAGUGUCAGUGGCACGAGUUGGAGGGCAGGUGGUGGCGGGAGUAUCAGCAGCGGCCAUAGCGGCAAGACGAGCCCAACUAGUUUCACCAGCAAUGGGAACGGGAAAGGCGGAUAUCAGACACUUCCGCGGAACAUCAAGGUCAUGAAUGGUGUUCCCGGUAUAUUGCACGAGCUCCCUCGGGGGCAGAACCCAUCUCUCGACGGCUAUACACAGGCCCCUCGCAAGCAGCGCACACGCAAGCCGCCGAAGGACCUCACUUUGGACACUAUCAACGAGCGACCCCCCGCCACCUCGUCGGCGCAGAAGUCGCCCACCGCGGAGGGCCCGGCCGGCCGGCUCGCGGACGCGGCGACGAGCACGACGGACCUCGACGGGGUCGAGUUUGACGGCCAGAAGAAGGUUCAGCGCGGGCAGAUCAACGCGCUCGCGAAGAUGCUGUCCGCUCUGCGGCGGUGAAUCGUUACUGGCGCUUGUAUUAUGAACGCGUCCCCGGACGCUCACAACACCCCUCUUGUCGGACUCGGCGGCGGCGGCUCCCAUCUUCCCCACUUCCCCAGCCCUGCCUCGAUGGCUCCCCUCGCCUCCUCGUCGCCGCCGUCUCUGUGUAUUACUACGAAUGUCGUCUGGUAUACUAGCUAUCCUCGUGUCGGCGACGCAUCGCCCAUCCACUCGCUCCAUUGUCGUUUUCUGUUUUCCUGUGUUUAUGUCGAAUUUGGGUCCCCCGUCUGGCCCAGACGGACUGACUGUAUUUACUUAGAUUCGACGGAGUCGCAGUUGCAUUGUCAUCCAAUUCAAUCAUUCGUGCAGCCGUGUCGAUAUAGCCAUACUAUCCGCCCAUAGUAGCAACCGAUUAUUUAAUGUUCAUGGUGCAUCGU